Panicum virgatum (switchgrass) is the source of this 8410-nucleotide messenger RNA. RefSeq names its product zinc finger CCCH domain-containing protein 36-like. Gene Ontology annotation, molecular function: metal ion binding. The record is from RefSeq and is a predicted model, not a curated record. The transcript has 7 exons. Bases 272 to 2071 code for a protein of 599 amino acids. Lineage: Eukaryota; Viridiplantae; Streptophyta; Magnoliopsida; Poales; Poaceae.
AUCCACUGCACAGCUCAAACUGGCGCACCAAAGCUGCGCCCAAAACUGGCGCGACUCGGCGGCGGGAGAGGCGACAUCGCCGCCGUGCCAAAGGCGAGGGCCGAGGGGGAAAAGAGCGUGGAAAGAGGGGAGAGAAACUGAAGCGACCAGGGUUGAGGUUUUUGCUCCCAAUCCCCCCACUCGCCUGGACUCCUCCGCCGCAUCCUCCCAUCCCAUCCCCUCCCCCCAAACCCUUCUUCUCGCUGCCGCCGCAGCGAUUGCGUCCAUCCGGAUGGCCAGCGCCGGCGGUGGGGUUGGGGCGACGGACGAGAUCCCGGAGGUUGAAAUGGACGUCGUGGAGCGCGCUCCGGAGGAGACGGGGCGGGUCGGAUGGAAGAGGGUCAGGGAUUCGCCCAGCGCCCUGGGUUCCCACGGUUUUUAUGGAGUGACUACUGCCGAGAAGAAACCAAUGCUUCAACCUCAUAAUGUUGAUAAAAGUUUGAGCAAAGCUGGCAACAGUAACCUUCUACACAUCAAUUCUGAUGGUGCUUCUAAAAUGGGGGGUCGAUACCUACCUGGUACAGAUGGCUUGGGGAUUCCAGAUUCUAAUGCUCUGAGAUUGAAUAUCUCAUCUCCUGGUGAACACCUGGAGAAUGAAACCAAAUGGGCUGCCAAAAUAUGUACCUUUCACACUCAAGGUUGGUGCAAGGAAGGAAACAGUUGUGCCUUUCUUCAUGAAAGAGAAGGUGGUCUGGGUUUUGCAAAGGCUGGUCUGCUUGCACCACCUGAUUUUGAAAAUCAUAGAGGUUCCAAAGAAGGGUCCCAAGUACAUCAUCAAUCCAACUUGAAAGUGCCUCAGUUCAAAUAUGCAGAGGGUUCAUCAAAAGAUGAGCAUUAUCGGAGCCUUAUUCAUGUGUAUGGCGAAGAUAAUGAGAGGCUGGCACAUAUUGCUGAUAAACGAAACUCUACCACUCCAGGGAUUUCACAAGGGCUCCGUGGUACUGGCAGUAUCGAGCAGAGUCUAGUAGUUCAUGAGAAAAACCACAAACCUUUCAUGAGACACCAUACUGGUUUGUCACCUGAAACCUAUUUGGAUGGCAGAGGUAUCUUGCUAGAUGGAGGGGACUUUCAAUCUGGUAUGGUCAGGAGAAAUGGCUUCAGUAAUGCCCAUGUUGCAAGAACUUAUAUUGAUGUGAACACCUUAAAUUCAGGUCAUCAGUUUCGAUCAUCUGGCCUGUCUAUUUCAUCUGAUCCUUUCCAACUCAGUGAGAAGUUGUCAGCCUAUGAUGCAACAACAGAUAAUCUUUCUAACACACAUAAGAAAGAACAUCAUUCAAGCCAUGCCUCAUAUAGUUCACAUAGCUUAACAGGAUUUAGAAAUCCAGGCUAUGCUAUCUCUGAAACUUCCAGACCUGCAUUACUCUCAAGCAGUUCAUAUGAACCUUAUAUGUCAGCUGGACCCCUUUCUCCAAUCAAGGAUGAGGUCUGGGUAACAUCAGUGCCUUUUGUACCGUCUUAUAGUUUUCCUGAUAGUACAACACCCCCAGGGAGUCGGUAUGACCCAUUCGUUGACUGUAUUGAACCUCCUGAAGUUGGAGAUACGGAUAAUCUGAAGUCCUCCAAUCUGUCCUUCAGUACUUCAAGUCAGCAUACAAAUCAGUAUGUAAUUACUGAUGAAUCACUGAACCGCAAUGACAAGCUAACCAGGAAUAUGUCUACCAAAGGAGCAAAUGGACCUGCAUACUUGAUUGCAUCUGAUAGAGGACACAGCUCUAGCCUGGAUGAUAAUAAUAGGUUGAAAGCUCGUGACAAAAAAAUUGGUGCAGCUAGUAAUGAUGAGAAAGCAAGAGAUUUCCGUUUUCAUUUGGCAGAACAUAUAAAGGAGUUGAUCAAACCAAUAUGGAAGGAAGGUAAUCUGAGUAAAGAUGCUCAUAAACUGGUAGUGAAAAAAUCUGUUGAAAAAAUUGUUGAUUCGAUUAGGCCAAAUCAAAUGCCAACUACUGAAGAGUUGAUUGCCAAAUAUAUUACCACCUCUGGAUCAAAGAUAGAAAAACUUGUGAAGGCGUAUGUUGAUAGGCAUCGUACAACGUGAGAUCCAAGCUUCUCAAUGUUGCAGGAUAGCGCUACUGAGAUUGGAGCUUGGACUUUGAUGCUGAUGGGAGCUUGAGCCUUAUGUCCCACCGGUCUGGUUAACCUACAUUUGUAGGUGCAAGAAGUUCUUAUUGGUAUGGUAGUUGUUUCUGUUGCUUGAACCUGGUUAAAAAAGGGCGUACCCAGUGUCGUAGGCUUCCCGCACUGUGCGGGGUCUGGGGAAGGGUUGUUUUUAAGCCCCAAGCCUUACCCACACAAAUGUGCAGAGGCUGGGGCGGCUCGAACCUGGGACCUUCCGGUUACAGACGGUAGGCUCUACCGCUGCACCAGGCCCGCCCUUCUGCUUGAACCUGGUUGGUUUUGUAUAUUUCAGUUUGAAGUCCCUAGUAGUAACUGGACAUGGUAGAUAUCUAGUUUAUGUUUGCAUGUUAACUGAGAUGGCAUCUGAUGCAGCCAGCUAAGGACAACCUUAUUGCAUGUCUGUUUAAUCCAUGGAAUAUGUGUCAUGAAUGGUGCUUACUCUUCUCUCCACUGCGUGGUGUACCAUGUCCAUUAUUUUUGGCAUGAGUGUUCUCGUGCAUUUGGUGUUAAUAGGAUCUGAAGAGAAGGCAUGUUCUCCAAGUACCUUUACAUGAUUUAUUGUUUGCUAGAUUUACUAGACAUCAUAUAGUUUAACUUUGACAUGGAGCACUAGUGCAAAUGAGGAUGUAAAAAUAGGAGGAUGUGACUAUGCAAUAACCAACCUUGUAGAAAGAGUGAGCUUACAUUAUUAAUACAUAUCCAAUGCCAUUGUGGAACCUAACUCAACAUAGGAUUGAGACCUAGUUAGUCAUAAUGAAGUUUUUGUUGCAUAGAUUUUUUAUGUGGCAUCAUAAUUUGGUCUAGUAUAAGAUUUUUUAUGUGGCAUCAUAAUUUGGUCUAGUAUAAGAUGACUAUUGAUCUAUGUCCUUGAACAUGCUAAUGCUCAAGCCAAUUUGAUCGAGCGAUAUCUAUUACUUUUUAGUCUAGUGCUGCAUGACUGGUGGCAAUGACAUGUGCACCACUACUAGGCCUUAGCCCUUGUACUCAAGAUCCCACAUUGCCAUUCUACUAAUUGCAAACGUUAGCUCAACAUAGUCGACGGCGAAAGAAUAGAGAUGAGGAGCAAUGAAGGAGGAAAGAGCAAGAACCUAGGUUGAAGCCAAGGUGGGGAAACACUAGAUGGCGUAUGCUUACCAACCAAAUUUGUGUUUUUUUCUCCAACUGAGUACAAAGGCAACCCUCAGAAACUCCCAAGCAAUAUCGGGUUGGCUACUCGCUCACAUAGUGAUGCUAGCCAUUCGAGCUUUGCUCGAUCCACGAUACAUGUAAAAGUUGAUGAAGUGCCAACGUCUUUUUAGCGAGGAGGAUUAACAUGUGAUUAUUGGUGUACCAUCCGCAUUGGUGAAAGCCUUGAACGGUUCGAGCUUGUAAGUUGCACGGUCGCAUUUCUCUACCCAUUUUUUCUACUUAAUAUGCAUAGAUAUUACAAUAUUCUUGAUACCUCUCCGGGCUACGUAGACCUCGGUCGAGCUUCAAGAACUCUCCGGACUACGUAGACCUCAGUCGAGCUUCAAGAACUCGAUCAAGAGACACGACAUUUGAAGAACUCGACUUCUGGCUCUUGCAUACAAGACUUUGGGGUUCUAAAGAAUCAUAUUCUUGAUCAUGAAGACAUGCUAUUUGAAGGACUUGAUUUCCUAGACUUCAAAGCUCCCAACCUUGGAGGAUCAUGAAGAAACACUAUGAAAGGUCAUGAAGCCACGAUCCUCAAUGGUUCCAAAGGCUUGGUAUUAGCUCUAUGGAAAGGAUGCAUGUUCGUUGUGGUAGGUGGGUCUCAAUCUUGAUCGAGACAUUCGACUGAGUCUGUUUUAAUUACAAAAGGCGUUGCUCUAUAUGCUUUUCAAAAUCUUUAACAUCCUCGGGGAAAGCCUCACGCUACUUGCCAAGCAAGGGUCGCACUCGUUAUCCUGAUUGUUCUGUUGUGGAUCAAUUACAACGAACCUGGCAAAUCGAUGCGAGAAGCUAAUUACUGCGUUGGAUUUGUGGACCGUUUUAUCCUUGUUUAACCUCGAUGACACACAGGGCUAAACCAUUUUUGUACAAGGUCAUAUUGUGCCUCAUGGUCCGAACCAAUAUAAAUCAUACAUCAUAUUUCAGAUGUUGGAGUAGUGCUCAUAAAUCGGCCACACUUUGCUUAUUUGACUCUAUGACGUGCUUCACUCCAAUCCUCCUCGCACGUACCAUUGUUUCCUUGUUACGACAUUCUUAUAUCUCGCACCCAAAACUUUCAGGCAUUUGGUGCGAAAACAAUCAUGUGAAAGGGAUUGUAUAUGUAGUGUAAUCAUUACUCCAGGUGGCACAAAGAAACCCUUUAUUGUCUCUCUAAUAUUACCAUCAUAUGUGGUCCAUGCAAUGAUGUUAAAUGAUCAUCUUGUGAUGUAUCUCGAUAAUCUUAUGCCUUAUUGUACAAUGGGUGGAAGUUGUAAUGAAGGAAUCUCUUUCCAUGGUGAUAGUACAAGCCCACCAACUGCCAUUGUCGAUGGAUGUUGUAAUCAAGGAAUCUCUUUCGAUAGAUGAUGUGUACUAUUUUCAAAUCGCUCAAUGUAUUGAUUUGGUGGGUAGAUGUGAUUAUGUUGUCUAGCUGGCUGAUCAUUCGAUUAGUCAUUGUUUAGUAGUGACUCACAAGGAGUCGAACACAUCAGCUGAACUAUUGGACUUGGUAAUUUGGGGUUUAGCUCAAUCGUAUUCAAGGCCCAACCCAUAAUAGCUUGGUUUAUGUAUACUAACACACAACAUGUCGCUUCAUGGUCCAAACGGUUUAAAUCCACUUAUACAUUGGCUCGAAGACACAAUCGUAUGGUGAACCACACACUCAUACAAUGGGUGGUCCACACAGUCCCACCAAAGCGCUUACACUUUUGUCCUUGCUUCGCUUAAAAUGGGUUAACUUGGGGUUGGUGACGUGUGUACUCACCCUCAACUAUCAAGGUGAGACUAAACCCUCACAACCUCACAUAGACACAAAGUGGGUCAACAUGUCACGUACCACCCCCUCAAAAAGGCCGUACAUUUUCGUUAGCACAACAUGUGCACAACCAAGCAAAUCCCUAGGAAUGUUACCUCUUGGCACACAUUUGUGCAUCCUUGCCGACACAUGUGCAUUGCCAUGCUCCUCCCUAGCCUACACGCGCCAUGCACAACGUGUCCAUGCUAUUGACCCGCACACACCCUUGUAAUCGCGAAGGUGGCUCUGAUACCAUCAUAACACCUCAGAUUAAAAUAUACUCGCAAGCUAGGGGACCACACUCCAACUAACUCUUAUGCUUCCAUCCUUCGCGUAAAAGAGUACCUGAAAUUGGUGACAUGAAUUUUAGAGACCUUAUAUGUGGCCUAACACACUCUCAAUUAGUAUGUAGGACUAAAUCAUCACAACCUCACAUGCGCGAGCGAGCGGUUCGGUAGAUUUGGAUUCCUUUUCUAUAUAGCCCCUCAUGUGGUACCCAACUUGUCCAUGCUAUUGACCCACCCACGCCCUUGUAAUUGCAAAGGUGGCUCUGAUACCAUCAUAACACCUCGAGUCCGGAUUCAAAUCUAAUCACAAACUAGUGGACCGCAAUCCAACUAAUCUCUUAUUAUGCUUCCAUCAUCCCUUCGCGUAAAAGGGUACCUGAAAUUGGUGACAUGAAUUCUAGAGACUUUAUAUGUUGGCAGAGGCGUAGCUCCCCCAUACAGCACGGUGGGGCAGCUGCCCCAGCUACCGUUGGAGCACAACCCCCUCCCCCAUGGUGUUCUAGGUAGCCGGAACUUCAAUUGAAGCUCAAAGCAACGUUCUGGAGGAGGAAGAUGAAUAGCGUUGGGCCAGUGGCUGGGUCCAAAUUGACGGCCCAAUUAGCUUUUGGCCUAGCGCAACAUGCCAGCGAGUGGUUCUAUACUCCACUUUUCUUGUUGUCCAGAUCUACGGUACUUGAUUUGCAGUUGAUGUGGAGUGUUGCUCCAUUUUUAUUGUUCUAAUCUUCGUUAGGCUAGUGCUAGUAGCAGUUUUUUAUUGACUAGUAUCAUGUAGUUACACUGCAAUAUACUAGUAUGCAUUAGAUUAUUGAAUUUAAGGAUUCAGUGCUCUCUGCUUGCUUGUUGACUUACUAGCUUGCUAGCAAAUUUAGCUUGUGCUGCUAGAUGAACUGGUGUUUUCAGUGCCAUUUUUGUUUGUCACGUGUAAAUCUGCCCCACCUAAAAACCUAAGACAACUCCGCCACUGUAUGUUGGUCUAACUUACUCUCAAUUAGUAAGGUAGGACUAAAUCCCCACAACCUUACAUGCGCGAGCGCAUACACAUGGGCCAUCGGAUCCUGAUUCAAAUAGGGCUUGGGUGUCGGAACACCAGCUCGGUUUUUUCAAGCAACCAAACUAACAAAGAACGGUUACAUGUUGGUCCAGAACUAAUAAAGACUUGUGUUCUGCUCUAUCAAGUCUUCAUUGAACGUCAAGGAUAGCCAACCGGACAAGGCAAUAACCUCUAGGCCAACUGGUCUGUACUAAUCGCGACUACUUAGAUAGUCGGUGCCCAAGCGGCUAGACUCAAAUUAAAAUAUCACACAUGUAUAUGCUGAAAUUAGGAUUUAAAGGGCACCAAGAUUGAACAUGUACACAUUAUUCCAAAUUUGCUUGGUGAUAUUGUGCACUAACCUUACCAUUAGACAUCUAUUAAGUUAUCUUGCAACAUAACCAUAUCAUCAUUAAGGAAAAAAAUGCUGCAUAUUAUCGGCAACAUAAAGGGAUUUUGUCUGGUUUUAUUUGGCAUGCAUCCUAUUUGUCAUCAUGUUGGUCAUUUGUUGCUAUCUUAACACGUGCUAUUAUUAUAUGUUUAAUGCUUUUACUUGAAAAGGUUAGUUACAUGAUCUAUCUUCAAUCUAUACGAAUUGAGAAUUAAAUAUAAGAAUAUUUUGUGGGUAAAAUGUCACUUGGUCUUGCGAACAAGCAUCUUGGUGGUGGGACAAUAAAUAGUUACAUACUACCACAUAACAUGUUGCUAAAAGUAUAAGGAUUUAGCAUUCUUCUAUAGCUUCUCACCCUAUCAAGGCGAGUUCCCUGGUCACUAGAGAAGCAUCGUGAUGAAUUGUUUAGGCUAUCGUCUAUUGAAUUUUAAUAGUCAGGUUGAAUGUUGGACUUUCUAAUGGUACUGAAGUGCUGUUUUGGAGCAUAUUGUUGUCUCUUGAUGAUCAUUUAAGUCACGAAUUAUAGCGGAGCAUAUAUGGUCCUCCUGAUUUGUUCUUUCUCAUUGACAGUUUAUCACUGAUGGAGUAAUGUACACAAAUUUAUCUGUCAUGGUGCUCAACUGCUCAUUGAUUUGGAUGGUAUGUACACAAGGCUAGAAGAGGAUAGCUGGCAUCAGCUUGCCAAGGAUUUCAAUGUGACAAUGGAAAGAAACUUCAGAAUCAUGUGGUUCAGAUGGAUAUUGCAUAUAAGGAUGUUAUUUUUGUCAUUGUGAUUGAGCUACACUGAUGAUAGAGGUCCUGACCUCUGGUAAAUGCCCUAGCAGCAUAUGUUGCUCGCCGAAUCUAAAAGGUCGGAAUUCUACUAUUAUUUCAAUCCUUUUUUAGUAAUUUAAUCAGCUUGUGGCCUGGUGGAAAGUCAGGUUUAAUUACUGGCGCUGGUAAUUAGCCAACUGCGGAUUGGUAACAGCAGUAAAGACCUAGGUAGUCUCUGGCAGAUUUAGGGUCAUCCUCUCUUUUGGUCAUUUCCUUUACUUGGCUGUUUUGAGUUUGUCGGAUUUGUUUUGCCUUAGGGAGUUAGGGGGGCCUUCGUGGGUUUGGACUUGGACCCCUUUUUUUUUUUGUCAAUUAUGAAUACAAAGAUGUACAUCUAUCCUGCGUUGUCUGGAAAAGAACUAAAAAGGAGGAAAGGGGAAAAAAAAGUUCUAGUUAAUCACCCAAUGCUUCCCGUGACAGUUAGCUGAUUUGGUAUUCUUUUGACGAGGUUGAGAUUGUCUGCAGUGACAGAAACAAGGGUCUUCUGCUACAGUACAGGUUUUAAGAUGGUACUUGUGGUCCGUCAGAUUUCCGAUGGCACAUCAGAUGGUAUAAUCUAGUGCUGAAAUUAUGUGGCUAGAAAUAGUUGUGAGAUUAAAAUUGACCAAAUUGGCUAUGCAUCCCCUGUGGUCCUUAAAUGUAUACUUUGUUUGUUUGCUUCUGUUAGAAGAUGUUUUUUCCCGCAAAGUUUGUAAUAAUUAUUUUGUUAAUGGUAUGGGAUAUUUCAUUACCACUAUUUGAUUAAACCAAUCAAGUUGGUUUGAAUGAGUAGACUGUAAUACUAUUUGACAGCU